Messenger RNA from Pseudozyma hubeiensis SY62, 2622 nucleotides. RefSeq names its product AAAP amino acid permease. Gene Ontology annotation, biological process: transmembrane transport; amino acid transport. The transcript has a single exon. Bases 1 to 2622 code for a protein of 873 amino acids. Gene Ontology annotation, molecular function: amino acid transmembrane transporter activity. The record is from RefSeq and is a predicted model, not a curated record. NCBI's taxonomy places the organism in Eukaryota, Fungi, Basidiomycota, Ustilaginomycetes, Ustilaginales, Ustilaginaceae. Gene Ontology annotation, cellular component: plasma membrane.
AUGUCCGCCUCAUCGUCCGCGAGUUCACCGGACGAUCCAUUGUCUGCUCAUGCAGCUGGUCGCCACGCCGCGUCCGGCGACGAGGGCCCGAACGCCAACUCGCAUACAACGCCCAAACAGCAUCGUAGCCGGCAAGUCUCAACGAGCUCGCGCAACACACCAUCUCGCCUCUCUUCGAACAGGCAACGCAUUCCGACGCUCGAGCAUGCGGACCUGUUCACCCCUGCUUCCACCGAUACCGGUCUCGUACAUCGAUCUGCUCAAGUAUCGACUGAUGCGAUGAACCCACACCGCCUCGUAAAGAUGUCUGAAUUUACAAAACCGUCACCAAUUCGUCAACGCGCUGGCAAGAGCAAGUCCAUCCAGCCGAUCGCCGCUCGCACAGAUGAGGACGAGGACAUCAACCGGCUACGGCCCCCUUCCUUCGCCGAGUCUCAAUUUGCAACCAUCAUUCGUCGUCAGAGGAAGAGGAGGGUCGUGUCGCCAACUACCAAUCUUGACGCAAAUGGCAUCGCUUCUGUCCUCGACCUCGAAGCUUCCACGAUCCUCGACGCAACAACGUCGAAGCAUCAAUCCACAACUGAUGCCUCCAGGAGCGACGAUCUCACCGCGUCCGAAUCCGGCUGGGGUCACGCUCUUCGCCACGGCGAGCUCAAAGCGGCUCCAGGUCUACAGCCCGAUGCACCUACCACCACCCUCGCAUCGGAUCGCCAAGACCCACUUAUGGCCAUCCAUCGAGCAUGGGAAUUUGCCGGUUGGGGCUCCAUUUCGCUUCUCGAGCUUCCUUCACCAGCCUCAAACUUGCCAAUAUCAAGCGCCGCUGAACCACCACGCCUUCAGCUUGGGCAGUGGAAAGCUUCGGCCAUCGCAGGCAAUGCCGUCACCGGUUCUGUCUUUUACGCCCUCCCAGCUGUCGUGGCAGUCUCAUCCGUCAUGUCGCCCAUCUCGAUCUUCGUUGCGUGCCUGCUGCUCUACCCCUUCCGCCCCAUCAUCUGCGAGCUCGCCUCUGCCUUAUCUGCAAGCAACGCAGGCAACUAUUCGUAUCUGACCAACAUCUCCUCCAAGCUCGUAGCUGUGCUGGCUGCUGCCAUCACGCUUCUUGAUGCGGUCGCCACCGGUGCUGUCAGCGCCGGCACCGCAAGCGCUUACAUUGAAGGCGAGAUGCUCACCAGCCACACCCACAUCGAUGGUCGUGUCAUUUCGAUCCUCCUACUCGUCGGACUUGCAGCGCUCUGCUUGCUUGGAAUGCGCGACUCGAGUAGCGUGGCGCUGGGCAUGUUUGUACUCCACGUCGUCACCAUGUUCAUGCUCAUCGUUGCCGGACUCGUUGCCUGGAUCCGUACCGGCAAUUCGCUGCUGCACGAGAAUUGGGCCAUCGGCAUGGCUGCCAUACGUGAUCCUUCGACGGGGAAAGGCAUUGCGCGCGCCAUUUUUGACGGCGUCUGCGUCGCCUUUGUUGGUCUAACCGGCUUCGAAUGCAGCCCGUCCUACAUCAACCAGGUCAAGCCCGGCGAGUUUCCCAAGGCGCUUCGAAACCUGCACAUCAUCGUCUUGCUCACCGAGGCGCCCCUCAUGCUGCUCGUAAUUGCUCUCGUCCCGAUGCAGGCCAUUCUGAGUGGUGCCAACGUGCUUUCGCUGUUAGGACAGGUGGCUGGAAGAGGCGCUUGGCUCAAGAUCUUUGUAGUCAUCGACGCCUGCCUGGUUCUCUGUGGUGGCAUCAUCACGGGGAUCGUCGCCUUUUGCGGCCUUGUGGACACGCUCUGCGACGACAGGGUCGUCCCUCGAGCCUUGCAGCGUCGGCUGCCCAAGACCGGCGCCACCUACCCUUCUGUUGCCCUCUUUCUCGCCCUGACGCUAGUGAUGAGCGCCACGUGCGGCUUCAACCUGACCACCCUGUCUUCGGUGUUCAGCGUGUCCUUCCUCUGCGUCAUGACGCUGUUCGGAAUCUCGCUCGUGCUGCUCAAGUAUGCGCGACCUUCACUGCCGAGAUCUCCUAUCGCUCAUCUGUCAGUCGUGCUGCUGGGUAUCGGGACCGGAAUCACCGCCAUGGCUGGCAAUUUUGCGCUGUCUCCUGUCAUCAUUGUUCAGACGCUCGUCUAUUUUGUCGCCAUGGCCGCGGUGCUCAUGGCGUUGGCUCAAAGGGUCGACCUCGCUCGCAUUACAGUGUGGCUAGUAGAGCAUCAGCGCUCUUCGUGCCUCGGGCGGCUUUUGUCGAGGCUCGAAAAGAGACUUAUUGGCUGGAUCCGCAGUGAACGCAAUCACCCGGUCAUCUACUUCACCAAGUCGGACGACAUCUCGGUGCUUGCCAACGCACUCUACUACAUCAAACGCAACGAACCGACGUCCAAGUGCAAAUUGGUGCAUUGCUACAAGUCGAUCGAAAACAUUCCAGAACAACUUGACGAGACGUUUCAGCUGGUCGAUGAGAUCUUUCCCACCGUCACGGUGGACCUGGUAUUCGUCGAAGCACCUUUCACACCGCAGGUGGUUCGUGCCAUCGCUGAUCGCCUCGGCAUUCCCCUUUCGCGAUCCUUCAUCUCGUGUCCCAGCGGUCGUGGUGCGCUCAUCUCCUCGCAACAUCCACUCUGCGAUUAUGGCGGUCUGCGCAUCAUUCUGCCUUAG